Cetraspora pellucida is the source of this 309-nucleotide messenger RNA. NCBI's taxonomy places the organism in Eukaryota, Fungi, Glomeromycota, Glomeromycetes, Diversisporales, Gigasporaceae. The record is from the annotation of a GenBank genome assembly.
AUGAUCGAGCAAAAGAAAAAAGACAACAUACUUGAAAGACUUGAUGAAGACAAUGACAACAGAAAUGAUGAUAAAAUCAAAGUCAAAAGGAUAACUAUAAUUUCUUUACAUAUUGAUGGAGCAUAUAAAGUUGGACAUUACUAUGGAAAUGAAAUUGAAACUAAAAAGGAUAGCUGUCAAGCAUUUAAUGACUAUAAUGAUAAUGACAAUAAUGAUGGAAAGACAAUUGUUUCUGAUAAAGAAAGUCAAAGUCUCGAGUUGUUAAAUUUUGAAAAGCUUGAGGACACCUGUGAUGAUUGGCAUAAAAGA